AUGCCUUGCAUCCAGCCACUAAAACACGUGCCUGGAUCCGCUGUAGAUUUUGGGGUGACUGUUGAUGAUGUGGAUCUGGAAAAUCUGAGCGGUAAUUACCUGAUGGAUCACUGUCAGCACAUGAUGGAGCGCCAUGCUAAGGAUGAGGAUUUCGCCAUCAUCCACAAUGCUUUAUACCACCACCAUCUCGUCGUGUUCAAGGACCAGCAGAAUCUUUCCCCAAAAUCCCAGUACGAGUUGACGAAACGUUUUGAUCCGGCCUCCGAAAGAUACGGCCAUAAAGAAUCCGCUAGUGAUAUCAUCCACCAAAACUUCCAGGCAAUUCCCGAUCAGCCGCAAGUUCAAGUAAAGGGAAAUGGCUUCAUCAAGUCUUUUAUGGGCCUCGAAAACAUCAAACUGCGCCACCCUCAUCACGGCUAUGCCCACCGUGAGAGGAUCUCCGAGGAUCAAGACGAUAAAUAUACCCGCUUCAAUCGUUGGCAUAUUGAUGCGGCGUUGUAUGAUCUCAACCCGCCUAAAGUCACUACUCUGAUGGCGGUUGAAGUACCCAAGGGUCGUCGCCAGACAAUCUUGUACGAUGAUGGUUCCGGGGAGGAGCUGGAUGCACCCCUCGCAACUACAGCGUUUAUCUCUGGUCAGAAUAUGUUCAACAUUCUCUCUCCAGAAGAUCAAGAAUUCGUCCGUACAAGCAAAGUGGAAUACGCAGCGCAUCCAUACAAUUGGGUCAAGCCGGCCAAAAUGCAUCCCACCGGCUUAAGCAUCUAUACCGAGGGCCGUGAGAAGUCCGAAUCUGAACUGCCCCCCAUCGAUCCUUCUAAGAUCCAAAUUCUCCCCAUGGCCUGGAAGAACCCGGUAACAGGCAACUUAUCUCUACAGGUUCACCCAGCUCCGAUUCGCAAGAUCCAUCGUGCCGAUGGGAGUAUUAUUGAUGAUCUAAAAGAGGUUCGAGAAAUUAUGUACCGGCUUCAGCGCCCCGCGAUCAGUCCGCAGUAUGUGUAUGCGCAUGAUUGGAAAGAGGGGGAUAUGGUUUUGUUCAAUAACCAUGGUGUCUUGCAUACAGUGGUGGGAUCGUUGAGGUCGGAUGAUAUCAGACUUUUUCGACAGUGUAAUCUGGCCGCGUCGGAGCCACCACAGGGGCCAUGA
This is a messenger RNA of Penicillium soppii, 1143 nucleotides long. RefSeq names its product TauD/TfdA dioxygenase family protein. The transcript has 3 exons. Bases 1 to 1143 code for a protein of 380 amino acids. Lineage: Eukaryota; Fungi; Ascomycota; Eurotiomycetes; Eurotiales; Aspergillaceae. Gene Ontology annotation, molecular function: oxidoreductase activity. The record is from RefSeq and is a predicted model, not a curated record.